AUGGGUCCAAACGCUGGGAAUCCUCUAGUGCUAGUUGUCCUACAGGGUUCUGAUGGACAUUACAUGUCAGCCUCAACUACUGGUGCCAAAGCCACGUGGAGAAAAACAGCGCUGCAUCGUGCAGCUACUGCUGGUAGUAUGAACUGUGUCUACCUACUUGUGCAGCGUGCGAUUCCCACCGAUAUCCUCGAUUACAAUAGCAACACGCCUCUCACGAAUACAGUUUUCCAGCCCAUCGACGUUAUCAACUAUCUGACCUUCCAAAGUGUUGCCCUGGCGUCUGAGAUGAUGUACUUUGAUGGCUCAGUCCUCGUUCUGAUUACCAACACUUUGUUGGCUCGUGUAAACUUAAAACAACCGCGUCCCGUUUAA
Molecule: messenger RNA, 372 nt
Organism: Hydatigera taeniaeformis
Lineage: Eukaryota; Metazoa; Platyhelminthes; Cestoda; Cyclophyllidea; Taeniidae
Source: the annotation of a GenBank genome assembly